This is a messenger RNA of Paramecium tetraurelia, 645 nucleotides long. RefSeq lists its product as uncharacterized. The transcript is spliced from 3 exons. The record is from RefSeq and is a predicted model, not a curated record. Lineage: Eukaryota; Ciliophora; Oligohymenophorea; Peniculida; Parameciidae.
AUGAAAAUGAAGAAAAUUUUUCCUUCAAAUACUUAAAACUAUAACUCAGUUCCUCAAUUCGAAUAAGAUAAUGCUACUGUGCUAAGGAUGUAUCAAUCAACGAUUUCUAAACCUCCCCUUUCCGUUGUUCCUAGCGAGGCCAGUCAAACUUAUUACUAAAUCAUCGAAAAAAAUAAAUUGUAAUACCUUGAAUACUACAAUCAAUUCAACGAAAUGAGAUUCAUGGAAAACAUGGCAGGCUUAAAAUCAAGAUAGCAAAAAUAAGUUCUUUUAGAAAAUUUUCUCAAUAUGUUUGAUGAUAUGAUCUCUUGCCUCGUCGUUAUCUAAAAUACUCUGCUUCUCAUUAACUUUGAUCAACCCGAUUUUCAAUAAAUUUAUAAUAUUACUCCAAGCACAAUGGCUGACAUAUUAUUUAAAGACAUUAAGACUUUAGAAGGGCUUCAUUUGGAAAUACAAUUCUCUUCGUCUCUUCGAUUUUUAGAAACAGUGUUGGAGGCUCUUGAAUUCAACCCAGAGCACUCCAACAAAAUACAUUAAUUGGAUGUAAAAUAAUGGUCUCAAAAGUGUUAUAAUCAUCUCAAUAAUUUCAUGAUUGCUCAAUAACAAAUUAAAAAUUCUUAACGAUCCUGUUGUUGCUUUAAAUGA